Beauveria bassiana ARSEF 2860 is the source of this 1182-nucleotide messenger RNA. Its product is annotated as anthranilate synthase component II. The record is from RefSeq and is a predicted model, not a curated record. Lineage: Eukaryota; Fungi; Ascomycota; Sordariomycetes; Hypocreales; Cordycipitaceae. The transcript is spliced from 4 exons. The coding region runs from base 1 to 1182 and encodes 393 amino acids.
AUGCCUCGCCAAAUAUUCAAGAACCGAGUUCUUGCAACCGCGGGGCCUCUACCGCCGACAAUUACGCUCGAUAAUCUACGAACGUGGAUACCUCUACGAAAAGGUCGCCUCGCCGAAGCUUUCGAUGAUGAGGUCACGCACCUUCUCUGCACUCAUGAGCAGUUUAAGAAGAGGGUGCCUCUAGGUAACAUGACUAGUAUUCUCAUUCGUUCUGUACUGAUGCCUUUUUGUUUUUGCUUUACAGUCAAGAAGGUCUUGAAGGAUUACAAGCGCAUUCAUAUUGUCCACUAUGACUGGCUCGAGUUCUCUGCCGUGGCUAACAAGCGUCUCCCCGAACGGGAGUACUCUAUGCGCAACAUUCUUGCCAAAGAAAGGGCAGAGACGCGCGAAAGAAAUCGGCAAGAAAAUGGGCGGAAAGAGGGCGAGCGAGGUGUGAACCCGACUGACGUUCCGUCUCGCGUACCAGCUUUAUUCCACAUCUACCAGGACCGAGAGUUCUUUUCAUACCAGAUUGAUCUUACUCGCAAUAAUUCUGAUGACGGGGAAUUCGGGCAGCGCUAUGUGCUGACUCUGUGGGAGUCCAAUGCAAAGCCGCAUCUGUACUGGUUCACGGCCAAAUUCAUGAGACGAAAAGGAGAUCCAAACGCUAGCUAUCAUCGCCCCAGCCCAUGCUCAGGGAAAUGGCGCCACGAAAUGGAUCUCUUUCUGAAUUUCUUCCGCAUCAAGACGGGCAUCGAUUGGCAGGACCGCGUGCUCCUAGCAGGUACCACGCCGCUGUCCGCGUUUCAAUACACCCCACCAACAGGCGGCAAGCCCAUCGGCAGGCGCCUUCGGUUUUCGUACGAUUGCUGUGUGGAAUUGAACUUGGAAUGGAAACAGCAGAACUUGCCGCAAGAGAUAGUUCACAAAAAGGAUAGUGAGGAGGCAGAAGAAGCUGUCGAAAUGGCCGAAGAUUACGAUCGAGAGUCUGUUGGUCAUGAUGCCGACGACAGCGAUAUCGCAUCAGACCUUGGCAAGGAUAAUUGUGAGAAUGAGACAUCCGCAGCUCGACCAACCAGGGGCAGUAAUUGUUCAAAUACCGAGCCUGUCGGUCCAAAUGACAGCGGCAUCUGGCUUCAAGAAGACAGUGCCGAAAAUGCAGACGAUGAACCAGGAGCGAGCCCGAUGGAAACUGGUUCAUGA